CUAGCGGCAGGAUUUCUGUCCCAGCGUGGCCGGGAGGGGAGCCUGUGAACGGUAGGAGGCUGGGGGGAAGAUGCCAGCCAUCCUCGUGGCCUCAAAGAUGAAGUCGGGACUCCCCAAGCCAAAGCCGGUGCACAGCGCCCUGCCGAUACCCCAGACCCCCAGCAGGCCAUCUGCUCUGCCCCUCCAUCCAGCACCCAUCAAGAGCAACAUCCCCUCCUUCGGCCAGCAGGUGGGCUCAAGACCCCCGAGGAGCGGGAGCGUCACGCCGGAGUCAGAGGAGGAUGGAAACACUCAGAUCUACACGGACUGGGCCAACCACUACCUUGCCAAGUCCGGACACAAGCGGCUGAUCAAGGAUCUGCAAACGGACGUCACGGACGGAGUGCUGCUGGCUGAGAUCAUACAGGUCGUAGCCAAUGAGAAGAUUGACGACAUCAAUGGCUGCCCCAAGAGCCGCUCUCAGAUGAUUGAGAACAUAGACGCCUGCCUCAGUUUCCUGGCAGCCAAAGGAGUCAACAUCCAGGGUCUGUCUGCAGAAGAGAUUCGAAAUGGCAAUCUGAAAGCCAUCCUCGGCCUUUUCUUCAGCUUGUCGCGCUACAAACAGCAGCAGCAGCAGCAGCAGCAGCAGGCCCAGCGGCUGAACUCGCAGCCCUCUCUGCCCCCAGCGGUCCAGUCCCAGCACGCCCACCCCCCCCUCAGUCAGCAGAGCAGCGCCCCGGCCCAACUCGGCCACUCUCCGCAUGGGACUCCAACCACGACGGGCCAGAAAGCAGCACAGGCCGAGAUGCAGUCCAGGGAUGGGUCUCAAAGUAAACUGCUCAAGUUUUCGCUUGGUCAGAAAAAGAGCUCUAGACUUCCUGGCCCCACGACGAGGGUGUCCACUGCUGGCGGUGACAUCCCUCCGCGGGGCUCGGUCGCCGCUGCCGGGAACCGACGCAGCCAGGCCUUCAGCGACAAGACCAAAGCCAACGCACACCUGAACAAAGAUUCCUCAGAGGGCGUGACUUCGCAGCCUUCGGCGAUGACUGAGCAUGCUCCGUCGUCCGCAGUGACCGUCGGCUCCUCCGCCAGCGCUCCCGCCACUACCUCCACGCUGAUCCCCCCCUCGUCUUCAUCCUCUUCCUCCUCCACGGCCAUUCCCCAGCCCAGCAGCAACGGGAAGCCUUGGAGGAGCAAGUCGACCAGCUCCAAGCACGCUUCUUCUCACCCCCCCUCCUCCACGAGCAGCCCCUCAUCUGCCAUGCAGUCCGGCAAGCCGGAGAAGGACGCUUCAAGUAAGACCGCCCCCGCCACAGAAGCUCCUCCGAAGGCUGCCGCUCAGAAGUCGAUGCUGGAGAAGCUUAAACUGUUUAACAGUAAAGGGGGCUCCAAAUCCUCCACUGCCUCCUCCUCCUCCAAUGGGGUGGGGGCUCAGAACGAACAUGUUGCACCAGCGAGGCAGACUGGAGCGGGGCAGGUGGAGAGAGCCGAGACCGGCUCCAACACAGACCCCCUGGAGGAGGAUGAUGGAAAUGUCCGUCCAGGACUGACCAGCAACGGGACAGCGGCCCCCUCAGCCGGCACCACCGUUUCCACCACCGCCAGCAGCCCCAAAAUCGCUCUGAGGGGUAUCGCCCAACGCACUUUCAGCAGAGCUUUGACUGCCAAGAAGGGCUCCGUGAAAGGCCCCGAGAAGGACAAGGACAGAGGGAAGGAGAAGGCCAAGGAAGUUGGGAAACGUGUCUCUGUUAACGACAGGACCGAGCUGAGAGGAGAGGAGCUGAAGGAGGAAGCAGCACCCGUCGCCGCAGACGCCGACGGCUCAAACAAAAAGACUUCUAAAAUCGCCAGUUUCAUUCCCAAGGGGAGCAAAGUGGCCAAAAAGGAGGGAUCCACACCUGCACACAGCGGAAUACCAAAGCCAGGAAGCAAAGGCCCGGGGGUCGGGAGCAAAGCUUCCUCAGCAAAGGAGGCCGGCGAGAGGCCCCGCAGCAUGCGGUUAGGAGGGGGCCUCGCCAUGCACCGGGGGCCCCUGGACAAAGACCGGGACAGCAGACACUCCAGCUCUACCUCCAGCCUGGGCUCCACAGAGGGGAAGACCAGCGCCGCCCCUGUGACAGGAGGAGGCACGACGCAGAGCACAGCCAGCAACACCGUCAGCGUGCAGCUACCUCAGACGCAACAGCACCACAGUCACCCCAACACGGCCACCGUGGCGCCGUUCAUGUACAGAUCCCAGACGGACGGAGAGGGAACUGUGAUCGCCGAGACCGGCUCAGGAGGAAGAGUUGGAGACGUUUCCUUCACCAAAACCAGCCAGACCUCCACCGAGGACCUUUCAGGCGAGGACCCGGAGACGAGGCGUUUGCGUACCGUCAAAAACAUCGCAGACCUGCGACAGAACCUGGAGGAGACGAUGUCCAGCCUGCGAGGAACUCAGGUCACACACAGUACUUUGGAAACCACCUUUGACGGCAGCGUCACCACAGACAUCAGCGGCGGCGGUGGCGGCAGCGGCAGCACCAACACCGGGGGCGGUCGAAGCAUCCUGAGCCUGACGUCCACCCGCCCCUCGCUGUCAUCGUGGCGGCUGGGCCAGUCCAGCCCUCGUCUGCAGGCGGGCGAUGCCCCCUCUCUGGGGAACGGCUACGGUGGGCGGGUCGGGGGUCAGGGAGGACGCUACCUGUACCCGGGGCACCUCCGCAGACAGCUGGCCGGCAGGGGGGGCGCCCUCUGCAGCGUGGAGCUCCCAGACAGAGCCGGGGAGGACAUGGAUCUGGACGGGAUCGCCAUGGAGGUCACCGGAUACAUGAGUGACGGAGACGUGCUGAGCAAGAACGCCGUGCGCACUGACGAUGUUACCAGCGGCUACAUGACUGACGGAGGUUUGGGCCUCUACACUCGGCGCCUGAACCGCCUCCCCGACAGCAUGACUGCCGUCCGAGAGACGCUGCAUCGGAAUGCAUCGUCGGGACAGGGAGAUGCUGACAGCUGGGAUGACAGCAGCUCUGUGAGCAGUGGCAUCAGCGACAACAUCGACACAGAUGAUAUCAACACCAGCUCCUCCAUCUCCUCUUACGCCAACACACCCGCAGCGCAGCGCAAGGGCCUGAACACACAGCCUGUAACCGAUGCAGAGAAGCACUCUGCCUCCACAGCGGUGCAGCAGGCUUGGUCAGGAGACGAGGUGAAGAGGCCAGACGGCGGGUCAGACAGCGGGGUCAAGAUGGAGCCGGCCUCCAAGUGGAGCCGCCGGAACCCCUCCGACAUCUCCGACGAGUCCGACAAGGGCGGCUCGGGGAGGAAGACCCCCUCCAUGUCCCACACGGGCUCCUGGAGACGGGGCAUGAGCGCGCAGGUGGGGGUGACCUCCCCCCGGACGAAAAGCACCAGCAGCAGCGGCUCCACGGGUUCAGUCGGCCUCAAGACCCACAGCUCAGGGAAGACCGAUGACGUCAAGGUGUCGGAGAAAGGCCACCUCUCUCCUCGCUCGAAUGGCCUCCACCGCUCGCCGUCAGACGCAGGCCGCAGCAGCGGCGAUGAGGCCAAGAAGCAGUCGAUUCCCACCAGCCGCACGCCCACCACGAACGCGCUCGCACACACUGUGUCAGACCCGCACUCCCAGGCGCACACACUGACCUCCCGCACCCCGACCAGCACCUUCGGCUUCAAGAAGCAGGGCGCCGGGAUGGUCACGAUGGUCACCGCCAGCGGCGCCACCAUCACCAGUGGCUCCGCCACCCUUGGGAAGCUGCCUAAAUCUGGGGCGCGCUCGAUUUCCGGAGGACUGAAGUCCGGCGGGCAGGACGGAGGGUCAGCGUUGGGUCACCAUGACGACGGCUUCCUGCCCAUGAGCGCCCGCUCCACGCUGCAGUACCGCAGCCUGCCGAGGCCAAGCCGCUCCGGAGCGGCGGCCCGCAACGGGAACCGCUCGUCCACCAGCAGCAUCGAGGCCGCCGUGCUCUCCGUCACCUCUCAGGGGAAGAACUCCAUCGGCACGGCCAAAGCCAACGGCUCCGGCGUCCUGCUGGCCAACCAGACAGACCGGGAGAAGGGGGUCUCGGAGAUCGACAACCUCAGGAGCGGCGUGGCGAUGCAGGGCGGCGGAGCGGCGACCGUUCCUCUGGCAGGACGGCAGCAGGUUUCCUCGCCUACACUGCGAAGGUUAUUUGGUGGGAAGCCCAGUAAACAGGCGCCAAUCACCACGGCUGAAAACAUGAAGAACUCAACUGUUAUCUCUAACCCCCAUGCGACUAUGAACCAUGUGGCCACGGUGCUGGAGUCCCCAGACGGGGGUCUGGGAGGCGGGGACAGUGAGACCAGCAGCCCCCUGUUUGGUGGCAGAGCGCUGGGAUCAGGGACGGGAACGCUGGGCAGCGAGCAGGCCUCCAGCCCCGGCUCGGUCUACUCCUCCACCGGACCCUCCAACAGCCUGACGUGGGGGACCACCUUCAGCGGCUCGUCGGUCCCGAGCAGGGAGAGCACGCUGGGUGGGCACGGCGGGGCGAACAGCGUGGGCUUCCCUUCAGUCAGCAGCAUGCACACCAGCAGCGAGUCCAUCGACAUGAGCCUGGGCAGCGCCGGCCACGGGACCCACCGGGAGGACACUCUGUCCGCUCUGGGCCGCACCGGGAGCGUCAAGACCGGCAUGUCGGAGAGUCCUCUCUCCUCCCCCUCCGCUAGCCCUAUAUUCAGCCGAAACACUCUGCCUCGGAAGCAGGACAGCGGGACACACUGUGGUAGAAACACUCUGCCUAAGAAGGGACUCAGGUACGGGCCGUCACCACAGCUGCGAGGUCACGAGGAGGCCCGUGAUUGGCUGCGCUCCCACUCCACCAGCGGGCUGCAGGAGUCGGCCAGCAACUCGCCGUUCUCCCCGGGCUCCAGCCUCACCUCCCCCUCCGGCACCCGCUUCAACUUCGGACAGCUCGCGUCGAGUCCCACCUCAGCCGCCCAGAUCAACCUGGCAGGGAUGCGCAACAACAGCCUGACCAACCAAGACGCUCCUUUUGACCCCAGCGACAACCGGCUGAGAAACUCCUGCAUGUCGCUGGACGAGAAGACUCGCACCAUGAGCCGGUCCGGCUCCUUCAGGGACGGCUUCGAAGAAGUCCACGGAUCAUCCCUGUCUCUGGUCUCCAGCACUUCUUCCAUUUACUCCACGAAUGAGGAGAAGUCUCAGUCGGAGAUCCGCAAGCUGCGGCGGGAGCUGGACGCCUCCCAGGAAAAAGUUUCUGCUCUGACGACACAGCUGAGCGCAAAUGCUCACCUGGUGGCAGCGUUUGAACAGAGUUUGGGCAACAUGACCAUCAGAUUGAAGAGUCUCACUCUGACAGCAGAGCAGAAGGACUCGGAGCUGAACGAGCUGAGGAAGACCAUCGAGCUGCUGAAGAAGCAGAACGCCGUCGCUCAGGCCGCCAUCAAUGGAGUCAUCAACACACCUGAGCUCACGCCCAAAGGAGACCGCACAGCCGGCAGUAACGGGAGUCCGCAGCAGCAGCACCAGCAGAACCCGCAGCCGGACCUGCGGAUCAGGAGGCAGCACUCCUCCGACAGCGUCAGCAGCAUCGCCAGCGCCACCAGCCACUCCAGCGUGGGCUCCAACAUGGACGCUGAUGCCAAGAACAAGAAGAAGAACAAGAAGAACUGGCUGCGGAGCUCCUUCAAACAGGCCUUCAGCAAGAAGAAAUCUCCGAAGUCGGCCUCUUCCCACUCAGACAUUGAGGAGAUGACCGACUCGUCGCUGCCGUCGUCCCCCAAGCUGCCUCACAACGGCACAUCGGCCGCCAGCCACAUGCUCAGGAACACACACUCCAACACGCUACUGUCGGAGUGUUUGGACAGCGAGGCCGAGACGGUGAUGCAGCUGCGCAGCGAGCUCAGGGAGAAGGAGAUGAAGCUGACCGACAUCCGGCUGGAGGCGCUCAGCUCCGCACAUCAACUGGACCAACUCAGGGAGGCCAUGAACCGCAUGCAGGUGGAGAUUGAGAAGUUGAAGGCUGAGAAUGACCGUCUGAAGCUGGAGAAUCAGGGCAGCAGGACGGGCUCCCAGGCCUCCAUCUCAUCCUCUCCUCCCGCUCACACACACAGCCAGGCUCCGGCACCCGGCCCGGGAAUCUCCCAGCACAGCCUCAACCUCGCCACCAGUGAAUCCACCAGCCUGGACAUGCUGCUGGAUGACACCAGCGGAGAGGGAGGGGGGAGGAAGGAGGGCCGCCAUGUGAAGAUCGUCGUCAGCCUGGAUGAGGACAGCAAAUGGGAAGAGGAGGGACAAGCUCGGCACUUUCUGAUUGGCUGCAUCGGAGUGAGUGGUAAAACGAAGUGGGACGUAUUGGACGGAGUCGUUCGGCGUCUUUUCAAGGAGUACAUCACCCACGUGGACCCGGUGACCCAGCUGGGCUUGAGUUCAGAAAGCGUGCAAGGUUACAACAUCGGAGAAAUCCACCGGCCGAGCAGCCCCAGCGCAGCCCACACGCCAGAGCUGCUGCCCUGCGGAUACCUGGUGGGAGACAACACCAUCAACAUCCAGCUCAAAGGCGUGAGCAGUGAAAACGUGGACUCGCUGGUGUUCGACACGCUGAUCCCGAAGCCGAUGCUGCAGCGCUACGUCUCCCUUCUGAAGGAGCACCGGCGGGUCAUCCUGUCGGGGCCCAGCGGCACCGGCAAGACCUACCUGGCCAGUCAGCUUUCUCGGCACCUGCUGCUGCUGGAGGGCCGACCUCUGACCCCGCAAGCCGUCGUCACUUUCAACGUGGACCACAAGUCCAGCAAGGAGCUGCGGCAGUACCUGUCAGGUUUGGCCGAGCAGUGCAGCAGGGUGUCUGCAGAAGACAGCCCCCUGGUGGUCAUCCUGGACAACCUGCACCACGUCAGCUCGCUGGGAGAGAUCUUCAACGGCCUCUUCAACUGCAACCAGCAGCACUCCCCGUACAUUAUCGGUACCAUGAGCCAAGCCACGUCAUCUGCCCCCAACCUGCAGCUUCACCACAACUUCAGGUGGGUACUGUGUGCCAAUCACAUGGAGCCUGUGAAGGGAUUCCUCGGCCGCUUCCUGAGGAGGAAGCUGAUCGAGACGGAGAUCGGCAGCCGAACGCGCAACGUGGAGCUGGUGAAAAUCAUCGACUGGGUCCCGCGAGUUUGGCACCACCUCAACCGCUUCCUGGAGAUGCACAGCUCGUCUGACGUGACCAUCGGACCUCGUCUCUUCCUGUCGUGUCCCAUGGACGUGGAGGGAUCCAGGGUUUGGUUCGCUGAUCUGUGGAACUACUCCAUCAUCCCCUACAUGCUGGAGGCCGUGCGGGAAGGCCUGCAGCUUUACGGCCGCAGGGCUGCGUGGGAAGACCCCGCUUCCUGGGUGAUUGACACCUACCCGUGGUCGGCGACGCCCCCGCCAGGCGACUGGCCGCCGCUGCUGCAGCUCCGCCCGGAGGACGUCGGGUUCGAUGGCUACUCUGUCCCCAGGGAGGGCGUCAGGAAGGAGCCGCCGCAGAGCGACAGUGACGCAGACCCGCUGAUGAACAUGUUGAUGCGUCUGAAGGAAGCGGCGACGUCGUCCAGCCCGCAGAGCUACGACAGCGACUCCAACAGCAACAGCCACCAGGACGACAUCCUGGACUCGUCGCUGGAAUCCACUCUGUGAUGCCAUGAAAACGCAACACUGGGAUCUGUUUUGUUUUGUUGUGUUUUUUUGUUUUUUAAUAAGAGGAACUAUUCUCUCAGCCAGAACCUUCUGCUGAGAGUAUCAUGCCACAAAGUCCAGCCACCUUAAAUUGGGUGCAGGUAACCCAAAAGUUUAAAGGAAAAUGCAUUUCAGUGAAUAGACAAAGGUUUUCAAUGCACUGCGCUGUUUUAUUGUUUUGUUUUUUUGGAAGGGGAGGUUUUCUUUUUCUUUUUUUGUUUUGUUUUCACCGCUGUGGCCCGUGGCUCCUCGCGUCAGGAGUCUGUCAUCUACUUCAGACUGAAUAAAAGCACACAGCCUGUCUCUGCCGGUCUUCACCAGCCACCAUCCAGGAAGUCCUCCAUCACCCAUGAACGUGCAGCAUCACAGCGUCUCCUGCAGUGCUGCACGGAUUCCUGCAGAUGGCAGCACAGACCCCGCAUCAGGAGCACCGUCACCACCACCUGCUGAGGACAAGGAGGGCUGCAGAGGGCUGGACGGGAAUGAGCAGCUGCUCUCUGCUCUCUGCUCCUGUGUGGAUGAAUCCAGCCAGAGUGAAUGUGAACUUCUCUGAUACAGCUUUAGUUUAAAUUCCCACCCAAAAAAAAAAAAGAGUUAAAGUGGAACUUAUUGAGUUCAAAGAAAAAGAUCCAUGAGGGACAUGUGUCCACUGAAAGCACAUAAGAGAUGACUAAUAAAAAGUUAAGGAAGGCAAGUUUAUUUAACAUGCACCAUUCAGGCAUAAGGGAAUUCAAACUGCUUUACAAGCACCUGGAAAUGCAUUGAAAUAGAAUAGUGACAGAGCAUUGAAAUUGAAUUUAACAGACAAGAAGUAAAUUCAGCAAAUAAUACAAUAGCAGCAAAAGACCAUUUCAGUUUGUUUUUUUUCUUCACUCACAAGCUGCAGUAAACAAAGUUUUAAAUCAAAUGGUUUCAUCAAGCCAACAUCAAGGCCAAGUGUGAGCGUGUGAAGAUAAACAUAGAAAUUUAAUCAAUAAUAGCCACCAGGUUCUCUAGAACACAAAGCAGAGAAGUAGUUCUAUCAAAAGUGGAGCCUUUACUGAAGAAACGGCAGAAAAUAAUACCAAUGUGCAGCCUUCACGAGCUGAAUAUACAACUUGAAAUGCUGUUAUCUCCAUCAAUGUUUCAUGUGACAAUGGAAAUUAGCACAAUCUGAAAUGCAAAAUGUUUUUAGUUUUACAAGAAGUGGGAAGUUAGCAUUCACCAUGGACAGAUUUGUCUGAAAUGUUGACAUUGUUGUCCACGUUGUCCUUUUUGGUGUUGAGCUUUUUGAAAAUAAUGCCUCUAGAACUUUUAUUUCCUGGACUUCUGAGUAACCCUUUUGCUAUUCUCCAUGCACAUUGGCCCAAGCAGGCUGUUGUAGCACAAAUCUCUUUUUUGGUGCUGGACUGAUUUCUCACAAACAAUGCCUUACUUUUUUCUAGCAGCCUCUGUGCAUUAGCCGAUUCUUCUUUUUAAAUGUCUAUCUUAAUGGCUGUAAGCUUAACAGGGCUCCUAGUCGACCCCCUCCCCGGGGAGCUGCGUCGACCUCUCAUCAUAUCAGUCACCAAUGCAGUGGGAAUGAAGUUGUGAAUGAAAUGCCGUGCUCUGGGUUUCCAUUUCAGUUGUAUGCAUGCAGAACCCACUGCUGAGAACAUGGUGUAAAUACUUGGAGAAAGGAAAACUUAUUUCGAUGUUUUGGUGCUCGAAAUGAGGGAAGCUGAAGAUGUGCCGAUUUUAUACCUCAUCUCCAUCCUUUAGCUGUGUUUUUUUUUUUUCACAACGGUUCUUGUCUGUUUUAUCAUUGUGAUUCGUGAUGAACAAAACUGUCCUAACAUGUUUUGAACUAAUUAAGUGAACACUAGUGUAUGCUGCUUUGUUUAUAGUGAUAUAAUAAUCAGAGGAUAAAGUUAUAAAAGUACUUGUGGUUGAAUGAUGAUGGAAAAGUGGUUUGAUAUUAUUACAGUGGCUUAAAAAAAUAAAUAAAUA
Salarias fasciatus (jewelled blenny) is the source of this 9625-nucleotide messenger RNA. It is a transcript of the gene nav2a, whose product is annotated as neuron navigator 2a. Bases 71 to 7618 code for a protein of 2515 amino acids. The record is from RefSeq and is a predicted model, not a curated record. Gene Ontology annotation, molecular function: ATP hydrolysis activity; protein binding. Gene Ontology annotation, biological process: nervous system development; neurogenesis. The transcript has 40 exons. Lineage: Eukaryota; Metazoa; Chordata; Actinopteri; Blenniiformes; Blenniidae.